AUGGUGGCGCGCACGUCAGGGUUCGGUUUCUCCUAUGCAGAGUUGCUGGAGGAUGGGCGGUUAGUAAGCUGCCGGGGAGGACGGGGGUUGCGCCAGAGAGAUGCAUAUGACGAUGUGAGAACAGAGGAGGCUUCCCCGGCGGAGGCCAUCGCGCUAGACUAUGACAAGCGGCUCGGUGCUAUGUUUGCGUGGAUGGUCGUGUUCGAGAAGGGGGGGAAGCCGGGAUGCCCGCGGAUCCUGACGUGGUGGGUGCAAUUUCGCCGCCUCUGCAGCAGCGCCGUCCUUGUCAUCACGAGAUCCGACCGGCCGGUCGUCGCGGGCUCCCAGGCGAUCACAAGUACCGCGGCCACCGAGAAUAGCGGGGGCUCCCAUUGGCUGGCAGGGAGGAGAGAAGUUGAUCAGGCCAAGCUCGGGGCGUGUAGAGAGGAGAUCUGGCGAUCGCGCGCGCCCGGGGGGUUGGCGUUGAGUAUGCGGAAGCCCGAGCGUGAUGGAGCGCGACGCGUGGGCGGUCUGCCCCCAGUUUAA
Messenger RNA from Gloeophyllum trabeum ATCC 11539, 525 nucleotides. RefSeq lists its product as uncharacterized. The transcript has 2 exons. Lineage: Eukaryota; Fungi; Basidiomycota; Agaricomycetes; Gloeophyllales; Gloeophyllaceae. The record is from RefSeq and is a predicted model, not a curated record. Bases 1 to 525 code for a protein of 174 amino acids.